ACGAGGUCAGUGGGUCGACGGCCUGCAGGAGGAUGCUAAACUCGCGCGCACAAUGACACAAAGAGAGAGUAGCAGGGAAAACCCUUAAGACUUUUUACGACAGCAGCGUAAUAAUCUUCAGCAAGGCGUUGAUCGAGACGGACGUAAUAUGCGGUGGCCGUUGAUUGCGUUGCUCCUCUCGGUCUUAGGUUGCGUCUCGGCAGACAACGUGACCACCACCACAGAGUCUUCGAGGGUAGACAAAGUGAUGAAGGCGCCCUUCCCGUCAGGAAUGUACAAUCCCUCAGGUUCCCAGCAACACCUGAAUCGGGACCGAGGCGAGGUGAGUGAAACCGACCUGUACCUUCUCGGCGCCAUCGAAAAGCUCACCUACCGCCUCGACUUUAUUGAAAAGAGGCUGCGGCGCACAGAGGACCUCCUUUACCAUGUAAUGGCCGGACAGAACAACGCUGCCCACAAACAACCUGGUGAAAAGGCGGACGCGUGUCCAGCGAAUUUCACACGGGCGGCCGGUGGCUGCUAUUUCUUCAGCACCGACCCGCUGCCAGGACAGAGAAGGGGCAGCGCCAUGGGCAACUGGAAGGCAGCGGCUGCGGCUUGUAAAGCGCUGGGACAGGGCGCCGCAUUGGUUGAACUCGAGUCGGUGGAAGAAACACAAGAUAUUGUCACACACCUCAAGGCGGACCCAAAAAUCAGAGAUAAGAGUUACUGGACGGGAGGUUUGAACCCUGGCCUGUUGUGGAUUUGGGCCGACAGCGGACGUCCGGUAUCGGCCAACGGCGGUCACAAGAAGCCUGGUGGCGGGAAAAAACAGGAAAUCCGAGGCAAUGGCCGCUGCCUGCUGUUGGGCUACGACCCUGGCUUCCGAGGCUACAACUUGGUGGGCGCCGACUGUUCCGCUGUCCAGCACUUCAUCUGCGAGGCCGAGGACAACAACACGGGACAGGCGCUCGAUCGAAUUCAACGCAACCUCAGACUGUUUGGAAACACGACUGCUCAUUCAUAAUCAUUAAAUUUAAGCUCAUUUAAGUUCAUUUGUUUUUAUUCUAGUAGUAAUUCUGAUGAUUAAUGGUCAUUAUAAAAUGAUCGAUUAACAAGUUAAAAUGAAUUAACGUUUGCCGGGAACGCUAAAAUAGUUUUUUCACUGUAAAAACAGACUUUGAAUGCUAGGGGGUGUCCUUCAUCGCGUAGUUGCCAAUCUUGUGCACU
Neocloeon triangulifer is the source of this 1209-nucleotide messenger RNA. RefSeq lists its product as uncharacterized. The transcript has 4 exons. The record is from RefSeq and is a predicted model, not a curated record. NCBI's taxonomy places the organism in Eukaryota, Metazoa, Arthropoda, Insecta, Ephemeroptera, Baetidae. The coding region runs from base 149 to 1006 and encodes 285 amino acids.